AUGGACCCUCAAUGUCGUUUAAAACCUUAUCCAGGACAAGUUGCGCUGUUCAUUCACCCUGGAAAUUUAACUGUUGCAGAAUAUGAACAGGAGCAGAAAAGAAAACAAAAAGAGGAUUUGCAGAGAAAAAGUGAAUUGGUUGGUUAUGUGAUGGGAGGUGUGCUUGUUGGAUGUAUUCUGAUAGUGAUUGUUGUGGGAAUUGUUGGAUAUUUAUGGUAUCAAAGAAGAUGGAUCAAUUAUCUACGUCAAGAAAGCAAACCUUCGUCCUUGGAGGAACAUCAUGAAAUGUAUGAGGAAAUACAUUCUCAAAAGGUCGAUCGAAUGGAAUUGAGUGACGAAUAA
Molecule: messenger RNA, 342 nt
Organism: Naegleria lovaniensis
Lineage: Eukaryota; Heterolobosea; Eutetramitea; Acrasida; Naegleriidae
Exons: 1
Coding region: 1-342 (113 amino acids)
Source: RefSeq, a predicted model, not a curated record